Molecule: messenger RNA, 734 nt
Organism: Centropristis striata (black sea bass)
Lineage: Eukaryota; Metazoa; Chordata; Actinopteri; Perciformes; Serranidae
Product: phospholipase B1, membrane-associated-like
Exons: 8
Coding region: 57-734 (225 amino acids)
Biological process (GO): phospholipid metabolic process
Cellular component (GO): brush border membrane
Molecular function (GO): phosphatidylcholine lysophospholipase A1 activity; A2-type glycerophospholipase activity; retinyl-palmitate esterase activity
Source: RefSeq, a predicted model, not a curated record
UAUUCUUCCUUUAGGGCCUUAAUUUCGAGGAGGACUGGAAGCUUUUGACCAUUCUCAUGGGCAUGAAUGACAUAUGUGAUUACUGCAAAGAUAAGGCUCUAUUUUCAGUGGAUAAUUUCAUUCACUAUAUGACCGUCUCCUUGGAAAUGCUUAUGAAUGAGGUUCCUCGUAUGAUCGUUAAUGUUGCUCAGAUCCUGCCCAUGCAGACUCUGAGGGAGGUGCAGAAGCCCACCCCAGGGUGCCUGCUCCAAAGGUCUUUCUGCUCGUGCCUGAUAGAGCCAGUAGCCAAGUCUGCUGAGCUUCGGGAGCUGAUAGAAGUCAAUCUGGAGUUUCAGAAAAGACUUGAGACUCUGCUGUACAGCGAUCGUUUCUUCAGGGACGACUUCGCCGUCGUUCUUCAGCCCUUUCUGAAACUAGCCGACCCUCCCCGCCUCCCGAAUGGGAAGAUAGAUAUGACCUUCUUUACUCACGACUGCUUCCACUUCACCAUGAAGGGGCACGAGGAGCUGGCCAAGGGGCUGUGGAACAACAUGUUUCAGCCUGAGGGGGGAAAGAUGAUAGUGAGCAGCUUCUCUGACCCCAUCAGUCUCAUCUGUCCACCUCUGGAACACCCGUAUAUCUUCACCAGGCCGAUUGCAGCCAAGUCGGGUCGUCCCCUCCGGCCUGGCAGUCUGUCCCAGGCAGCCGUCCUCCUGCUGCUCCUCGUGGGUUUGCCAUGUCUCGGACUUGUGUAG